UCCUUCCUCACUAUUACGACUAUUGAAUGUCUUUAUCUCAAGGGCGAACUGAUGUGGCCACCACCACCUCCCGUGGCGACAUCACCACCUCCACCAGCGGAGAAGCCCAAGACUGAGGCGGUUGCUGUGGUACCAGUGGAUCCUCGUGUUGCUAAACUCAAAGCAGCACUCGCUACCAGUGUCGGUCUGUCAGGGCUUGUGGGUCUUGGCCUAGCGUCCCCUUCGCCAGCAUUCAUGCAAACGCUCUCCACCUUCACCCUUGCAGGCAUUGUAGGAUACCACACGGUGUGGGGAGUGACUCCGGCACUCCAUUCGCCACUGAUGUCUGUAACCAACGCAAUCUCAGGUAUCACUGCUGUGGGUGGACUCGUUCUGAUGGGUGGUGGACUGGUGCCCAGCACCGUGCCCCAGAGCAUGGCAGCACUCGCCACUCUCGUCUCGGCUGUCAACAUUGGUGGUGGCUUCCUUGUUACCCAAAGAAUGCUCAAUAUGUUCAAAAGGCCCACUGACGCACCGGAGCACAACUACCUGUUCGGAAUCCCAGCUUUGGCGUUACUUGGCACCUACGGUUACAGUUUGCUGCAUUUUGGACCUUCAAUGGGUCUAGAGGAUGCUAAUCAGGCUGCCUACCUCGCCUCAUCACUUUGCUGCAUCGCUGCUAUCACUGCUCUAGCCAGUCAGAAAACCAGUCGUUUGGGCAACGUUCUGGGUCUGACCGGUGUUUCUGCAGGAUUGGCCGUCACCCUUGGAAUGCUACAGCCCCAUCCUGAUCUUUUGGCGCAAAUGCUUGGUUGCCUUCUGGUUGGUGGAUCUGUUGGUGGUUAUGCGGCCUCUCGCAUGGAGGUCACAAGUCUGCCCCAAAUGGUUGCCCUCUUCCAUAGAGCUUUACUUAUGGUGGCCUUUGACGUUGCAGUCUGGUUGGUAUCGCCGCGGUUCUCACCUGCGUUGCUAACUAUGUCACUGAAGCACCAAUAA
Messenger RNA from Hydatigera taeniaeformis, 975 nucleotides. The record is from the annotation of a GenBank genome assembly. NCBI's taxonomy places the organism in Eukaryota, Metazoa, Platyhelminthes, Cestoda, Cyclophyllidea, Taeniidae.